AUGCUGCGCUGGUUCAUAACCGUGAUCCUGUGUGCUGCCUUCCUGGGGCUGGGAAUGAGUGUUGCUAUACUGGGACCGACAUUUCAAGAUUUGGCAACAAAUGUGAACCGCAAUAUUAGCAGUCUUUCUCUGAUUUUUGUGGGCCGUGCCUUUGGAUUUUUAAGUGGCUCAGUGAUUGGUGGAGUUCUUCUUGACAUUAUGAAUCAUUUUCUACUUUUGGGGGUGUCAAUGUUGACCACCACAGCUGGUCUUUAUCUUGUUCCAUUUUGUAAGACAGCAGUAUUACUGAUUGUCAUGAUGUCCGUCUUUGGUGUUUCAGCUGGCAUUCUGGAUACAGGUGGUAACGUCCUAAUCUUGGCUAUCUGGGGGGACAGAGGAGCCCCACAUAUGCAGGCCUUACACUUCAGUUUUGCCUUGGGUGCCUUUUUGGCUCCACUGCUGGCUAAGUUGGCAUUGGGCACGACGGUGUCUGCUGAAAACCACGCAGAGCCUAACUCUAACCAUUCUGCCCUCAACCAGUCAUCUGAAGCUGACUCAGAAUCUCUACUCGGAGUACCUGACAAUAUGAAUUUACUGUGGGCGUAUGCUGUUAUUGGUACUUACGUUUUUGUAGUUGCUACCUUUUUUUUGGCUCUGUUUUUAAAGAAGAGCUCAAGGCAGGAAAAAGCAAAAGCAUCUGCUCAGAGGUCUCGAAGAGCUAAAUACCACAAUGCCCUUCUUUGUCUCCUUUUUUUGUUCUUCUUUUUUUAUGUUGGAGCCGAGGUAACAUAUGGCUCUUACGUUUUCACGUUUGCGACCAGCCACGCAGGCAUGACGGAAAGUGAAGCGGCUGGGUUGAACUCCAUCUUCUGGGGGACCUUUGCAGCCUGCAGGGGCCUAGCAAUCUUUUUUGCUACAUGUUUACAACCUGGAACCAUGAUUGUGUUAAGCAACAUUGGCAGCCUGACAUCAUCCUUAUUGUUGGUGCUUUUCGACAAGAGCCCAGUUUGUCUCUGGAUAGCGACUUCGGUGUAUGGGGCCUCGAUGGCAACCACGUUUCCCAGUGGUGUUUCUUGGAUUGAGCAGUACACAACCAUCCAUGGGAAAUCUGCAGCAUUUUUUGUAGUCGGUGCUGCCCUGGGAGAAAUGGCUAUUCCUGCAGUAAUUGGAAUUCUUCAAGGACAAUACCCUGAUUUGCCUGUAGUUUUGUACACCUGUUUGGGGGCAUCGAUAGCCACUGCUAUUUUAUUUCCCGUGCUCUAUAAAUUAGCCACCUCACCUCUCAGUCAGCAGCGAAAAGAACACACAAAAAGCGAGGACCAGAAAGCUUUGCUGUCUAGUUCUGAGCUAAAUGACUAUGAGGAAGACAAUGAAGAAGAGGAUGCAGAAAAAUGGAAUGAAAUGGAUUUUGAAGUGAUUGAAAUGAAUGAUACAAUGAGGAAUUCUGUAAUAGAGACAUCUAAAAAUAUUUUGAUGGAGCCCUUGGCUGAAAUCUCCAGUCAGUUCCACUCCAGUGCAGUGGUAUUGGAGUCCCCUCAAGUUAAUAGUGGCCAGUUCCCUGUGAAUCACUUGCAAGAAACCAGGCUAAAAGGGACUAACACCUAG
Messenger RNA from Neomonachus schauinslandi (Hawaiian monk seal), 1584 nucleotides. It is a transcript of the gene SLC60A2, whose product is annotated as major facilitator superfamily domain containing 4B. The record is from RefSeq and is a predicted model, not a curated record. Gene Ontology annotation, biological process: transmembrane transport. Lineage: Eukaryota; Metazoa; Chordata; Mammalia; Carnivora; Phocidae.